Ochotona curzoniae (black-lipped pika) is the source of this 1535-nucleotide messenger RNA. It is a transcript of the gene VIP, whose product is annotated as vasoactive intestinal peptide. Gene Ontology annotation, biological process: adenylate cyclase-activating G protein-coupled receptor signaling pathway; negative regulation of potassium ion transport; negative regulation of apoptotic process. NCBI's taxonomy places the organism in Eukaryota, Metazoa, Chordata, Mammalia, Lagomorpha, Ochotonidae. Bases 164 to 676 code for a protein of 170 amino acids. The transcript is spliced from 7 exons. Gene Ontology annotation, molecular function: peptide hormone receptor binding; neuropeptide hormone activity. Gene Ontology annotation, cellular component: perikaryon; neuron projection; extracellular region. The record is from RefSeq and is a predicted model, not a curated record.
AGGACAGAGUGAAGAGCAGUAGCCGGCAAGAACAGCCGAGCUCAAUCAGCAGAAAGGACAGAGAACUCUUGGAGCCUUUCUUGGCGUCCCAGGACUUCAGCACCUUGGACACCUCACCAGCCCUCAGGACCGCGAAGAACACUGCUCAGCCCGAGGUGCAGGAAUGGAAAGCAGAAACAAGCCCCAGCUCCUGGUGUUCCUGACGCUUUGCAGUGUGCUCUUCUCGCAAACCCUGGCGUGGCCUCUUUAUGGAGCCCCGGCAGCUCUGAGAUUGGAUGACAGAAUGCCACUGGAAGCAGCCAAUGACCCUGAUCAGGUUUCAUUAAAAGCAGACACUGACAUCCUGCAAAAUGUGUUAGCUGAAAACGACACACCCUACUAUGAUGCAUCCAGAAAUGCCAGACAUGCUGAUGGAGUCUUCACCAGCGACUUCAGUAGACUGCUGGGUCAACUCUCUGCCAAGAAGUACCUCGAGUCCCUUAUUGGAAAACGCGUCAGUAAUGCUGUCCUGGAAGAGCCGGUACCAGUGAAACGCCACUCAGACGCCGUCUUCACCGACAACUACACACGCCUUAGGAAGCAAAUGGCUGUCAAGAAAUACUUGAACUCCAUCCUGAAUGGGAAGAGGAGCGUUGAGGGAGAAUCCCCAGGCUUUCCUGAAGAGUUAGAAAAGUGAGGAAGCUGCUCUUUGGAGAACAGUUGGUGACAACUUGCUAGUGAAUUCUUGAAGGAAAUGGAUAAAAUAAUUACAUUCUGAGUUCUACAUGAAUAGUUCAACAAAACAACUUCAAUAUCAAACCAAAUAAAAUAUAUUGUAUUGUGAAUGUUGUGGUUUAUUUUAUUCUAUUGUAAUAACUGUGAUGUUUGCAUUGUAAAUAUUAUUUGAGGAUUUGAAACAUUGUCAUAGCUCAUAAAAGCUUGUAAUUUCAUAUGUUGUAUAUUCUUUCUAACAAAAAUAUAUUUAGUGAUAACUAGAGAUUAGAGUAACAACAAUUCUAUGAGGCUUUGGGAAUGAGUAGUAAUAGAACAAAAUCAAUGUGCAUAUUUAUGGAGUAUACUUAACAAUCCAGAAGAGUAGAUUACAUUACCGUGUCUAAAUUUGAAUGUUAAUCGGAUUGAAUGUUGUGUUAAAUAAAUCUCAAAAUAUCUAUGAGAAUGAUAAUAGCAAAGAUAAAAAGAUACACUUCAAAAAGAGAUUCAGAAAAUUUUAUGCAUUUGCACAUUUCUAAUGAAAUUAAAAUAUCUCUAAUUUGGAUCAGAAGUUGCCAAAGAUUUAAUUCUAAUCUAAUAAUUGCACUAAAGGGAAUGCUGCCUGCUUCUGGUGUUGGAACUUCUCUUUACACUUGUACUAAGUAUGUGUAAAGUGUAAACUGAAUGAAACACUUUUCAAUAAUAAAUAUGUUUUUUUAAUAGUCACCCAAAAUGCUGCUCUGGUUAUAUCAGCUUCCUUCAGUGAAAGUACAUUUGAAGACACAACUAUUUUUCCAAAAUGAUUGUAAGAAUUUAAAUAUAGAAAAUAAAGAUCUUUGAUUACC